UGCACUGAAUCUGUUUCCGGAUGGAUACACCGUUGGCGGGCUCGAUAAGGGAAUGCUUGUGUUUCUGAUUGGUGAUGAUUCAGAGAGGAAGCCGUAUACUAGGGCAUCGAGAGCUUUGCUUUCCAGUUAAAAGCAAGAAGGUAAAAGGAGUGAGUACUUGCACUGUGGAGUGGGUGCUAGAUUGUGCAGUCCAUACCCGUGGGCGUGGAACAUAUUUAUGGGCGUGCCGGAGGCGAACACACCAUUCUUCAGACCAUAGCAAGGCAUUUCGAUUGUCGCGUUUUGUUCUUCACGUUUCCCCCCUUUUUCUGAUGUGAUCAGUGUAAUGGUACUAUACAUUUCACAUAGGGCCAAUGCACAAUUUAUUUCUGUGCUGCUAUAUUCUUUUUAGCUUUGGCUGCAAAUUUACUCCCAUAAAGAAAUAUUUCUGUUGGGGAAUCCUUAACAAGUUAUGUUAUCCUGAUGGUUUACUCAUUCUGUUUUAGUAGUGUCUCUGUGAAUAUUAUAUUUUUAUGAAUGUAUUUCUACAGGAUAUUGAGUACGGCUGCUUGCCUCAAGAUAUCUUGCAUGGCAUCCCUUGUAAAUUCCGCAAUGGAAUUGUUGUCUGCGAGGUGCGGGACUACCGACCCUUCCUUUCUAAUGGGGGCGAUUCUUCAGGAUAUGACUUCCCUAAAAUGAACAGAGUUGCUCUUAGAUUGGGCACUGAAUGUGUUAUCAAGGAUCUGUCCUUGAUUGCGGAUCCUUCAUGGACUUAUCACCAUCAAUUGAUUGCCGAGUCGACCAUCAUCAAUUCCUUGCAACCCAGGCUUAAUUUGGAUCCUACACCAUGCCUUGAAAAGCUUUGCAACUCUGUCAAGAAGAUCGAUUUAGGCCUAAAUAAGGGAAGACAGCGAACCAAAGAUACAUCUCUUCUCAGUUCUUCUACUGAUCCUCCUGAAAAAUGCAAGCCCAAGGAAUGCGGCACCUGUGAAGAUGCAGCAGUAUGCAUUGAGAGAUCAACUCUAGAAGUCUUCCCAGCCAGAAUAUUUUGCAGCUCACCUGUGAACUGUUCAUCCUCUGCCCAAGUUAAUAAUCCGAAAUCAACUGUAAUGUCUGAUCCUGAAGAGACCAUUCAACGCUCUUCUACCCUGAGGAACAGUUCUGCCUUAUGUGACAGAAAACAAAGUGCAUCAGGUAGUCCUGCUCCUGAUCAUUCUCUUCAGAAUCAUGAACAGCAGGUGGAGUUAGCAAUUGUACAGGUUGAUCACAAAAAUGGACAAUCACCAAGGGAGACAGUUCUAUCACAAAAGAGAAAGCAGUCCUUGAAUCUUCCACGUGAAAGGCGACCUUCAAACAAAAGUGCAAGGAUGAGUUUCCAAAGUCCCAAAGGCCAGCUUCAAAAGUCAAUCGGGACUUCAAAUAAAGAAAGGCUUAAACUGGGAUCUCCAAAAGAACCACCGGUUGAGGUUAAGGUAGAUCAGACAAUAGGCAAGAAGGACAUGAGAGUACAGCAACAGAAGACCUUCUCAGCGAUCCCAACCCAUCGCCUAAGUCCUUUGAACAGAAAUGAUCCAUGUUCAGAAAAAUUCCCCCGAAAGGUUAAGCAGGGAUCUCAGAAAGAACUGUUAAUUGAGGUUAAAGUUGAUCAGAUGAUUGGCAAAAAGGACACGAGAGGACAUGAACAGAAGCCCUUCUCAGUUAUCCCAUCCAAUCAACCACUUCCUUCCUUGAGCAGAAAUAGUCCAUGUUCAGAUAAGUUCUCUGAAAAGGUUAAGGUGGUAUCUCAAAAAGAACUGCCGGUUGAGGUCAAGGUAGAACAGAUAAUAUGCAAAAAGGACAUGAGAGAACAGAAAAAUGAGCCAUUGUCAAUGCUCCAAACCAAUCAUCCACACCCUUCCUUGAACAGAAAUAGUCCGCAUGCAGAAAAUAUCCCUGUAAAGGUUCACUCUUCGCAUAUAACGAUGAAUGAAAGACAUUUGGCCUCAAUUGUAAAUAUGGACAGUCACAGCGCGUCAGGGAUCGAAGUUAGUGCAAUGACCCCUGUAUCCUCCUGCGAUGCAAGUUCUGGAAAGGCGUCUGCCGGACCUAAUGAGGAUAAAGCUUCUACAGAGCCCAAACCUACUACUUUAAAGAGAGACGUACCAGGAACUUCUCCCAUUUCUCUGAACCAGCAAGCCAGUUUCAAAGGGAAAUGUCAGAAACAAGCUGAUAUUCUGGACAGACGACUGUUUGAGGACGGAGGCUUAGUAGAGCCAGGUGUUGCUGAUAGUACUACCAGUCGAUUUGGUAUUUCUCCAGAUAUUGAGUUGUGUAUUAGACACCCUUUAUAUAACAUUGAACCUGACAUAGAAAAGAUCCUAUCAGAGGUCAUCCUGAUCACCCAGAGGCAUGCACUAAAUGGAAAUGCUUCUAAGGUUGAGGGUGUUGAAACAUUGAGGCCAUCGUCUUCCUGCUCACCCUCCCAUUUCUUUCGGUAUGGGAGUGCUGGGGGAAGUCCAUACAUGCGAGAAGAGACCAUUUCGUGCCAUCCGACUACAGGAACUAAAAAUACUCGAAAUAUUGGAAGAUAUGUUUUUCACCGUGUGCAGUAUUUCUGUAGAGGUAUAAUUGAUCAAUCUCACUACAUACUUUGCCUUCGUGAGUCUGAAUCACCAGAGGACCAUCAAAUAGCUGUUGUAAUGAUAUCAGGAGAUGAGCAUAUUCACAUUGCUACUCUUCCCACUUAUGAUCAAGCAAGGAAGCUUGUGGACCAAUUCAUUCUUCUGAUGAAACGGGAUGGCUACGCACUAUGCAAUUCUACAGCCUGUAAUGGAUUCCCUGUACUCAGGCAGCAAUCUGGAGAUGUCUCUCAGCUUGGCUAUCUGACUGGAGAACAUUCACAAUACCAGGGGUUCUCACCUUGUGUUGCAAAAAGUGUUGUAAUUAAUGAAUGCCAGGAUACAAGUUUUUCCUUCCAGAAGAGGCUCCAAGAUGUACAGGGAAAUGUUCGGCAGCAAGGGAGCCAGCAGUGGGGGCUGCCAGAUGUACAUUCAAACGUUUUACAUCAAGGGAGUCAACAGUGGGGGCUGCCAGAUGUGCAUUCAAAUGUCCUGCACCAAGGGAGUCAGCAGUGUGGGCUACCAGAUGUACACGCGAAUGUUCGGCAGCUAGGAAAUACUCAGCAAUGGAGGCUGCCAGAUGCACAUGCAAAUGUUCGGAAGCAAGGGAGUGAUCAGCAGUGGGGACUGCCAUAUGUACACGCAAAUGUUCCACAUCAAGGGAGUAAUCAGCAGUGGGGGCUGCCAGGUGCACACGCAAAUGUUUCACAUCAAGGGAGUAGUCAGCAGUGGGGGCUGCCAGGUGCACAGACAAAUGUUGUGCACCAAGGGAGUAAUCAGCAAUGGGGGCUGCCAAGUGCACACGCAAAUGUUCCGCAUGAAGGGAGACAGCAAUGGGGGCUGCCAGAUCCACAUACCAAUCUUGUGCCUCAAGGGAGACAUCAAUGGGGGAUGCCAGAUGUCCAUGCUAAUGCCCUGCAUCAAGGGAGCCAGCAGUGGGUACAGCCAGGGCAAUGCCCAACAAUGGCUAGCGUUGACACAUCCUACUUCCUGAAUCCUAAUUACCCAGCUGAGCAGCAGUAUAACAGCCGAGUCCCAGGUGGAGUGUGCUCAAUGGAUCAGCACCAGCAUCAUUACCUCCAGAACAGACAUCCAGGGUCCAGUGAUAGAUACGCUACAAGCAUGAACACAGGCUUCUAUGAUCAGUGGCACCAGACUCCUCCGCAGCAGCUCAGCAGCAGGACACACCAAUGGGGCUUCCAAGACUUCGGCAGGCAAACUAACAGCAUGCCUCAGAUGCAUGCCGGGAGGGGCAUGCGGCUGUCAGUGCCGCAUCCGGUUGGCAGCCCGCAGAUGAGCUCGCCGACCACCGGCUCCGAUGUCAGUGUCACAAGCUUCCUGGUACCUCCCAGUUACCCAUACCUGCCACAUGGAAAUGGAAUAAGUUGAAGAGCGAUGGCCAGUGUGGGUUUUUUGCGCGCUUUUGGUGCAGGUUACAUACCAAAACAAUACAGGAAGUACACUUUGUCGGGAUGAAGUUCCUUCUUUUGUUCACGCUUCUUCUGACUGAUACCAAUACCUGGUGGUUUUGUCUAUACUCGGGUUGGCUCUUGAAAACUAUUUUUGCAAAGUAUUCAGUACAAGAAAGGGAUACACAUACUAAACUGUAGGAUCACUGAUGACGGGAGCGCUGCAUGCAGCCUCAAGCUUUUGCUGUUUUGCUGAGCUGCGGGUAGUGUCCGUUCCGUUGUACGGAGUAAUAAGCUGUAGCUGCUGUUUUGCUGAAUGUUGGGAGCGCUCCAUUUUGUUUCUGUUUUUUUGCUUGAAACUUUGUCAGUAGCAGAUUGCAUUUGGUUCCUAGGUAGUGUAUGAUAUACUCCGUACGUGAAAGUGCUGAAACUUGCUGUGAACGAACCAAGGAUAGUUUGUUCUGUUUUAUUGCACUCUUGGCCCAUCA
Molecule: messenger RNA, 4473 nt
Organism: Lolium perenne
Lineage: Eukaryota; Viridiplantae; Streptophyta; Magnoliopsida; Poales; Poaceae
Source: RefSeq, a predicted model, not a curated record